Messenger RNA from Uranotaenia lowii, 3212 nucleotides. It is a transcript of the gene SAK, whose product is annotated as serine/threonine-protein kinase PLK4. The transcript is spliced from 5 exons. The coding region runs from base 245 to 2938 and encodes 897 amino acids. The record is from RefSeq and is a predicted model, not a curated record. Gene Ontology annotation, biological process: protein phosphorylation. NCBI's taxonomy places the organism in Eukaryota, Metazoa, Arthropoda, Insecta, Diptera, Culicidae. Gene Ontology annotation, molecular function: protein kinase activity; ATP binding; protein binding.
UUCAAAAAGAAAACGCAACGACGCAUCGCUCGGCGGACGCCUUUAUGUUUACCAAUAAAAUUUUCUCCAUAAAUCGGUCGUGAAUUUCUUGAACCAUUGCCUUUUAUUUAUUACGUUUGAGUUCGUUUAAAGCAGUGCAAUGAUAUAUUUCUAAUGUGUUAAACGAAUGUUUCUUGAUACUGGUUAGAACAUUGCGUGUGAGUUUCACAGAUUGGACACCGGAUAAGGAAGAGAAAAACCGACGAUGUUGGACAAUUUCGCCGAACGGAUUGAGGACUACGAAGUGUACGAGCUUCUGGGUAAGGGUGGCUUCGCCAGUGUCUACCGAGCAAAAUGUCAACGGACCGGGCUUUGCGUGGCGAUCAAAAUGAUCGACAAAAAACUGAUGCAAUCGGCCGGCAUGGCCAAUCGUGUUCGUCAGGAGGUCAGCAUCCACUCUCGACUGAAACAUCCUUCGAUUCUGGAGCUGUUUACCUUCUUCGAGGACGUCAAUCAUGUCUAUUUGGUACUGGAAUUGGCCGAGAACGGAGAAUUGCAGCGGUAUCUGCGUGAGACGAAAAAAACCUUCAACGAAUACGAAGCAGCCUCGGUUCUUAAACAGGUCGUAGAUGGUUUACUGUACCUGCACUCGAACCACAUUCUGCACCGAGACAUGUCCCUGGCGAACCUUUUGCUCACUAAGCAGAUGACAAUCAAAAUAUCAGAUUUCGGUUUGGCCACACAGCUUUCUCGACCGGACGAAAAACAUAUGACGCUGUGCGGAACACCUAACUACAUUUCCCCGGAGGUAGCAUCUCGAGCAUCUCACGGGCUUCCGGCAGACGUUUGGGGUCUUGGCUGUAUGUUGUAUACUUUUCUGGUCGGUAGACCUCCAUUCGAUACCGAUGGAGUAAAAUCUACCCUUACUAAAGUAGUUAUGUCGGGCUACGUUAUCCCGUCACACAUCUCUCAGGAAGCACAAGACCUCAUUGAUCGAUUGCUGAAGAAAAAUCCUGCCGAACGGAUAAAACUGAACGACGUCCUUCAGCACCCUUUCAUGCGCAAAGCUAACCCUCUAGAUAAAAAUCACUCCAACACUCUGGCCUCAACCGACAGUGGAAUUCAUACCAUUUCCAGCGGUGCCACCCGGUCCAAUUUCAGCCAAGACCGUGGCUAUCCGCCAAAUCAGAUGCCCCUCCGCUAUCAGCCGAUCAGUGAACACGAACAAGACUUCCAAGAGAGCGUACUUCUACCGCGACCACAAUCCGCUGUCCAGCAGCCGAAGCAAACUUCCGAUUUCUUCUCCGGGUACAGCCAGCAGGAACCACGGUACGGCCUGCCUCCAGUUUCGCACCAGCAACAGCUGCAACUGAACCAAAUCUCGCUGCUGCAGCAGUUCAACAGUAUGGAGCUGAUGGAAAAGUACAACAUCAACAAGGCCGAAAUCGUCAGUGUUGGUCGAUCGGCUUCGACGGGUAGUUCCGGGCUGUUGCAACCGCAGUUUUCGCAGCAACAACAGCAGCACCCUCAAAUUUCGCUGCUAAACUCCCGGCCUAAAUCGGCUUCCAUUUCAAUGCUUUAUCACAUAUCGGCCGAAGCGCAACAUUCGAAGCGACACGAUGGUGGUAAGGAGAAUGUAGCAGCCAACAGUGGGACCCGGGAGAAUUACGGAGGAACACCACCGGUCCAAACGGUUGGUCAUGACUUUCUUGAUCGUUUUCAGCCAAGAAACAAUCAUCACCAGCCGCCGACCUCCCCAAGACAUAGUCCAAUGAAGCCUCCCCGAAAAAGGCUCGAAAUACCGCCACUAAACACCGCUCGUUUGCUUCCGAACAGGCACAAGACGAAAAAUGCGAUUCUUAGCAUACAACCCGGUGGAGAAGUGGUGCUUGAAUUCAUCAAACACAAGGCCCGUUAUCGAGAGGAUCGGGUUGUGGACGUUUGCCGAAUAUCGGCCGAUGGAUUGAGGUUCGUGUUGUACCAUCCGGGUGAUGGGGGGAAAGGUGUAUCGGUAAAAGACGAACCGCCCGAUUUACCCCCGGGUGGUGCGGACAGUAUCUUCAGCUACGAAAGCCUACCGGAGAAGCACUGGAAAAAGUACAUGUACGCAGCUCGUUUUGUCCAGAUGGUUCAGGCUAAGACCCCGAAGAUAACAUACUACAGCGAUAGGGCCAAGUGCCAGCUGAUGGAAACACUCGAGGAUUUCGAAGCGUGUUUUUAUAGUGGGACAAAAAUUGUAAAAUCCACCCAAGAAGGAACGAAAAUUGUAGAUAGCUAUGGAUCUACUGUAAAAGAUCUGACGAAUUUGAAUGCAUCACUAUCGCACGAUUAUAAUCAUUUUAAGCUCAGUUUUGAACAUUGCCUCAACAUCGAACGCGCUCUUUCAACGGUUAACAGUGGAAACACCUUCCCUCUCAUCAUCGGACGACGGCCAACGAGCGGAACUUCUGCCGGAAUUACCAAAGCGAAUCAUCUGCUGUCCAACAUUUCAGCGCCGCAGACCCCAAUGACGCCCAGCCAGUUGCCUUCCUUCGCCAUGUCGGUUAACUCUCAAUCAUCUCAACAGCACAAGCGACCGGUGUUAUCCGUUAAACCACCGAGCCAUAACUUCUCCAACGUGGCAGUUAAAAAAUGCGCUAUUCCGGGCAUCGGGGUCGCAGUCGAACUAUCGCAAGGGGUCAUUCAGGUACAAUUUGCUGACGGAGCUGCUCUGGCGCUGAUUCCAUUGGAACAGGGCGGCGGUGUUACGUUCUCCCCUGGACCGGGCAGUCCACUGCAGCACUACGCCACCGCCGAACAGGACGAUCUGCUGCCCCCGUUGCUUCGAGAGAAAAUCGAACUGAUGCCAACGGUUCUGCGGGAACUGCAUGCCGCACCCGCCCCUUCAAUACCGUUCAAUUUCCUUGGUGGUUCGUCGGGAGACAGUCCACGGACGCCCUUGACUAGGUUUUUGCGGUGAUUUCGAGGUGCUUCCGGAAGCACGCGUUGUGUACCCAGUUACUCGUUGCGUAAAAUCUGAGCCUGUUAAGUUGACCUAUUAGUUGUGCUCUCUAUCUCUAGGGUAGGAUUAUGCUUGUUACGUCAGUUGAGGUUGUAGAAAAUUUAACCCAUUUUCUAGUUGAGCUGUACUAAAUUAAAAACCAUUAUCUUUGCCGAAAUCCGGUUUCAAUAUUUUAUUUGUAAGAUAAGACUGACCAGAAAAGCGAAAUAUAUAUUUUAUAUUCAAAAUAAUA